This is a messenger RNA of Talaromyces rugulosus, 1857 nucleotides long. RefSeq lists its product as uncharacterized. Gene Ontology annotation, molecular function: transmembrane transporter activity. The transcript has 3 exons. The record is from RefSeq and is a predicted model, not a curated record. Gene Ontology annotation, biological process: transmembrane transport. Lineage: Eukaryota; Fungi; Ascomycota; Eurotiomycetes; Eurotiales; Trichocomaceae. Bases 1 to 1857 code for a protein of 618 amino acids.
AUGAGCAACUAUCAUGCUGGCGCAGAUAACGAACCCCUUGACUCUCAGAGCUCCGAGGCAGGGCAGCCGCAAGCUGCUCGUCCGGGGGGCUCAGAAGAGACAGAAAAACGGGCAUCGUCAGUCAGCAGUGUUGGAUCAUUGUCAAGCUCGAGCUCUUCUGUCGAUUACCCAACGCAACUGCAUGGGCUGCAGUCUCGCAACACAGAAGUAGACUUGGAGCGACUCCGGACUGCAGGAUCUCAACCCCUCAGCAGAAUAGAAACUCAACGACUGCAGCAUGCGCUUACUGUCGGUCGAAGUAUAAAAUCUCGCACUUCCAAGGCCUCGCUACCGGCGUUUGGGGCUGGCAAGCCAUACCCACCCCUCCUACCUGCCCAGGAAGAUUAUGUGGUCGAGUUUGAUGGGGAUGACGAUCCUCUAUAUCCGCAGAACUGGCCGCUGAAGAAAAAACUGUAUAUAAGUGCCAUUCUCGCUUUCACCAGUAUAUGUUCUACCUUCGAUUCGGCUAUAUUCAGCACGUCAACCGCGUAUGUUGCGCAGCACUUUGGUGUUGGUCUUGAAGUUGCCACUCUUUCCAGCUCGCUAUAUAUCAUGGGAUAUGCUUUUGGGCCUCUAAUGUGGGCCCCCAUCUCGGAACUUAAUGGGCGUCGCCUACCUAUCGUUGUAGCUAUGUUGGGGUUUGGCAUCUUCAACACCGCUGUCGCCGUUUCCAAGGACAUACAAACCCUCAUGAUUUCUCGUUUCUUCUCCGGUGUCUUUGGCAGCUGCCCGCUAGCCGUCGUCGCGGCUGUUUUUUCGGAUAUCUAUAACAGCCGCACACGUGGCACAGCAGUCGCUAUGUUUUCCUGCACCGUAUUUUUGGGCCCGAUGUUGGCACCGUUCAUCGGUGGUUUUAUCAACCUAUCUUAUCUGGGCUGGCGCUGGACAGCCUACAUUCCCGCUAUAAUGGGAUAUACUGCAUUCGUGCUCAAUCUCGUUUUCCUAAAAGAAUCAUACCCACCUGUGGUUCUUGUUGAAAAGGCAUCCGAGUUGCGCCGUCGCACCAAAAAUUGGGGCAUACAUGCCAAGCAAGAAGAAAUCGAAGUGGAUUUUCAAGAAUUGAUUAUCAAUAAUUUCUCCCGUCCCCUGCGUUUAUUGAUAAAAGAACCAUUGAUCUUAGCUGUCACGAUCUAUCUAAGUUUUAUCUAUGGGCUUCUGUACUGCUUUUUAACCGCUUAUACCUUGGUGUUUCAAGGAGUACACGGCAUGAAUGCUGGAAUUGGAGGAUUGCCCUUAUUCGGCAUGAUUGUGGGCAUUAUUAUCGCAGCAUCUUACAUUGUCUACUCGAGCAAGGCAUACAGCGCCAAGUUGGCUGCUAAUGGGGGAGUCCAGGUUCCGGAGUGGCGCCUCCCACCUGUGAUUGUCGGUGGUGUUCUGUUUGCUGUGGGCCUUUUUUGGUUUGGGUGGACCGGGUUCAGGAGCGAUAUUCCCUGGAUUGCACCAACACUCAGUGGCUUAUUUACGGGAUUUGGUCUCUUGAUGAUUUUCAUUCAAUUAUUCAAUUACCUUAUUGACACCUAUCUUAUGUUCGCUGCUUCGGCACUAGCAGCAAACACGUUUUUCCGCUCAAUAGUAGCUGCGAGCUUUCCUCUUUUCUCACGCCAAAUGUUCAACAACAUGGGUAUCCAGUGGGCAGCGACCCUGCUUGGCUGCCUAGCCGUUGUCAUGGUCCCAAUUCCAGUCUGUUUUUACUUAUUCGGCAAGAAACUGAGAAUGAAGAGCACUUUUGCUCCGUAUUAUGAGAGGCCAGAAGUGCAACAGGAAACCCAAGAGGAACUGGUAAUGAAUGAGGUUGUGAGAAGUAACCAAGCUGAAUAG